CGUGUGGUAGGGAGAGCGAAACACGACACCCCUAGAGAGGAAGGGGGGCUGGGGGUUGAGAAUACGGAGUGAGUGGAAAAAUAAAAGUCUGUAGAAAGAGAAAAAAACGUGGUUCCAUACUCAGAUUGAAAGUUUUUCAUGCGAUGUUUUGACUGCUGGAAUGACGAUGUGGAAGAUUCGACCAUGCAACAUUUUAAUGCGGCUAAACUGAUUAGCUAAAGAAUUAUAACAGUGUUACAAGGCAUUCCCUCACUAUCAGCACGACGGACUCAAAGUUCAACGCCAUUCAGUGCUGACGAGUGGGUUUAUACAAAGCUAGAGCAACAUUCGUCUCUACGGUUUGUGAAAAAGAAAAUACAAAAUAAAGUUAGGACCUCAAAAGUAACUAGGGAACAGUAGGGGGGCUGGGGGUUAGAGCGCAUGAGAACAGAGGGGUUCAGGCUAAGCUUAGAAACGGAAAAGUUUUCAAGCCAGCGAGGAAUUUUUCGAUUUUAAUUUGUCAAGAACAACGAAGGCUGGGUGUCCAAUACCACGCUAACUAACAACCAAACGGGAAACUGACCAGAGUCACCAUGAAAACCCCGGGGGACACGGGGUUUGCCUUCCCCGACUGGGCCUACAAGCCCGAGUCGAGCCCCGGCUCGCGACAGAUUCAGCUGUGGUGCUUCAUCCUGGAGCUGCUGCGGAAGGAGGAGUACCACGAAGUCAUCGCCUGGCAGGGCGACUACGGAGAGUUUGUCAUCAAGGACCCCGAAGAGGUGGCCCGACUGUGGGGCGCCCGCAAGUGCAAACCGCAGAUGAACUACGACAAGCUGAGCAGAGCGCUUAGAUAUUACUACAACAAGAGAAUCCUCCACAAGACCAAAGGGAAGAGGUUCACCUACAAGUUCAACUUCAACAAGCUGGUGCUGGUCAACUACCCCUUCAUCGACAUGGGCUCUGGCAGGGGAGUCCCCCAGAGCGCCCCUCCCGUGCCGACCGGGGGCAGCCACUUCCGCUUCCCCCCCUCCACCCCGUCCGAGGUGCUCUCCCCCAGUGAGGACCUGCGCAGCCCGGGCGUGUUCAGCAGCGUGGCCCGCCGUAUGGGCCGCGGCUCUGUCUCCGACUGCAGCGACGGGACCUCCACCAAUUCUGAGCUGGAGGAAGGCGUGGGGGGUGAAGAUCGUGGCGGCGUGGGCCCUGAACGGGCGUUCCGUGGCCUCCUCCACCCCCGCCUCUCCCAUGACUCGCUGUUUCGUGCCUACGGGGGACCCGGCGGUCUAGGCCGUCCCCCGCCCGGCCACAGGGUUCACGGUGACCCCAUGUCUCCGUUCCCUGUGUCCCCCCUGCCGGGCCCUGGGGGCCUCCUGGGGUCCACCCUGUCCCCGGCCCUGUCCAUGACACCUGGCUCCCACCUGCCCUACACCCCAUCCCCCUCCCUCAGCCCCAUGCUGGGCUCCCACUUCUCUUUCAACCCGGACGACAUGAAGCGCUACCUGCAGGCCCACCACCAGAGCGUCUACAACUACCACCUCAGCCCCAGAGCCUUCUUCCACUACCCCAACAUCGUGGUCCCCCAGCCCCACAGGCCCUCUGCCGCCCCUGACAAGCCCAUAACAGCCCACCACCAUGCCCCGCCCAUGCCCCACUCCCAUUCACUGCACCACCAUCAAGGGGAGGAGCAGCACCCCUCGCCCUUCAAGUUCAAGCUGCAACCGCCUCCGCUGGGGCGUAAACAGAGGGACUGCUCUGCCUCCUCUACCGGUGGCUCCUCCUCCAGCCUAGGCUCCUCCUACGCUGCUUUAGGGCUGCUCUCUAACUCCUCCUCCUCAGUGGGCCCUCCCAAAAUCAAGGUGGAGCCUAUCUCCGACAUCGAGUCCGAUGAGGAGGUGGAGGUGACCGACAUCAGCGAGGAGGACGAGCUGCUCGACUACGACGAGGGCGACGUCUUCACCCCCCCUCAUCCCACCAACGGAACCGCCCCUACUGCCAUCACCAACCUGGGCGCCAUCGCCGCGGACGACCUGGAUGAGGAGGUAUUCAAGACCCCCGCCGCCCCUCCCAUUGGUCCUCUGACUCCCUCCCUGCUGGGCCUGAAGAGCGAGCCAGGCCAGGGCCCUCCCAUCAGCCCCGGCAGCACCCUCUGUAUCCCCCUCAAGCUGCGCUUCAAACGCCGCUGGAGCGAGGACCAGAAGAUGGAGGCCGAUGGCGAGCGCGAGGAGGCAGAGGAUAAGAAAGUGCGGGCGGAGAAGGAGGUGGUGGAGGAGCCGACAAGGAGGGAGUCAGAGAAUGGGGAGGGGCCAAGGAGAAGCCCGUCCAUGAGUCUGGGUGCUCCUCCGGCCCAGCGCAGGGCCAGCUCCGAGCUGCAGAGAGCCACAGCCCAGCUGUCUCUGGAGAACCAUGGAGCCUGUUGAGGCAGGGAUUCACACACACACACAGAGACGAUCUCAUGCCCGUACCUACAUACACACUCACUCAUAUAACCAAGCUUACGCAUAUACACAAGUGCCUGUGCGGAAGGCUUUUUUUACUCUCAUUUUGAACUGAUUUAAUACUGAACAUUAACACACAGCUCAACAUGCUGUGACUGAGACACUAAGGAUGGCCAUUAGAUAUCCCCUCUAAACAGAAGACCCUUCAGGGCCCAGAUCCAGGAUCCAUCCCAUAGACCUGUAUGCUGCCUUAAGGUGCCUCCAUCUCCCCUCAACAUUUCCUCCCAGUAACGCCCUUAGCUCCUUAGCCUUUCAUGUUGCAUCAAAACAGAUGGGAAAGAAUCCCUUCAGACCCACUCUCCCAGACGAACCUUAAUAUUGCUGACACUGGGGGGGGAGGACAUCAUGACAAUGCCUUCUAUCUUCAACAGACUUGAAAAGAGAUUACAGAAGUGCUUGUCUUGACGGGGACCUCGUACCAACUCUUGUCAACUGUUCCAUCACCUUUUAUGACUGGGAAGGGAUCUCAGGAGUCAAAACAAAGAGACCUCCUUGUCCGCAUCUGUCUAAUCAUGACCUCUUCGACAGGGACUGACUUAAGACUGAAUUUGUGUCUGAGUGAGCCCUCCUUUUCACCAGACGCUCUUUGAUAAUCGUCUCUCCCCAGCCUUGAGCGUAGGGACAAAAACCAUAAUGGCGUGCAGAUCUACAGAGGACGUGGAUGGACUGACUGGAGACCCCCCCCCCCCCCCCUGUCUCUUAUGGCCUUCCUGUCACUCAAGUGUUGAUUGACACCUACCAUGGCAACAAUGCAGUACCCAACCAGGCCUUAAUGGACAGCUUUUGGGGGGACCCUACAAGACUUUUGCACAAUCUUAUAAGGAGAGAGAAUCGAGAAAAUAGGUAGUUAGUCCGCGCUUGGAAUGGUGUUUAAAUAUUAUCUUCAAGGUCUCCUCCUCCUUUCCCCUCGUUGAAGUCGCUCCUGUUUCUCCCAUAGAGAGUCCCUCAAAAUAAAAAAUGGCCGUAUUUGGGGCGAUGCGGUGGGGCAUUUGCAGUGAACGGAGGGUUAGAAGUACCUCUGUGUAUACAAUGUUCUUGAACUGAGACUGAAAUGAAUCGAUUUUCCCCUCCCUCCCCAAGAAAGUAUACCAUGAAUGUGAGUACCGAGGUGAUAACAGGCAACUUCACAAAGCCUUUUUAGUGACAUUUGAAGUUUGCCCGUUUUAACGAACAAACAGGACAAAUUGAGAUUGUGCCUUUUUUAAACUGACAGGUGACUUAAAAGGAAUUACCCCUGCCAAAUAAUGUGCUCACACUCUCCCACACACAGACACAUAAUGUUGUUCCCUGACGCUCACACUCAUGUAAACACAUUUCUCACUGUUAACUCACAUGGUACCUCCCCACACACACACACACACACACACACUCUGUAGAAGCCUCAAGAGCAUACCAUACUGAAAUGAGUUGGUGUGGGAACAGACCACAUACACUGACUGCCACUUUGCCUUGUUUUUUAUACCAUUUAAGAAACAGAUGCUGAAUAACUAAAACCAAUACUACACAUAUUUUAUUUGAAUAUAUUAAAUACAAAUGUUAUAUUUCAACAACAAAAAGUAUAAUUUGAUAUGAAUCAGGAAUUGUAAUGGUAACUAUAUGUUGGGCAUAUAUGAGGGAGCCCUCUUCUCUCCUUGCCCUUCUUGACUGUGGAACUGCAUUGAAAAGGGUCCUUCUACAAGAGGAAUCGGAACACAUUUCUAUUUGUAAUGUAAAAACAAGUAUUCUGUUUGGGGGUUGAAGGGUGGUGGGUGUAAAGGGACAGUAUAUUAAC
Messenger RNA from Salvelinus fontinalis (brook trout), 4242 nucleotides. RefSeq names its product ETS domain-containing transcription factor ERF-like. The record is from RefSeq and is a predicted model, not a curated record. Lineage: Eukaryota; Metazoa; Chordata; Actinopteri; Salmoniformes; Salmonidae. The coding region runs from base 573 to 2393 and encodes 606 amino acids. Gene Ontology annotation, molecular function: DNA-binding transcription factor activity, RNA polymerase II-specific; sequence-specific DNA binding. The transcript is spliced from 5 exons. Gene Ontology annotation, cellular component: nucleus. Gene Ontology annotation, biological process: regulation of transcription by RNA polymerase II; cell differentiation.